This is a messenger RNA of Sorex fumeus (smoky shrew), 942 nucleotides long. RefSeq names its product olfactory receptor 51V1-like. Bases 4 to 942 code for a protein of 312 amino acids. Gene Ontology annotation, molecular function: G protein-coupled receptor activity; olfactory receptor activity. Gene Ontology annotation, cellular component: membrane. The transcript has a single exon. Gene Ontology annotation, biological process: G protein-coupled receptor signaling pathway. The record is from RefSeq and is a predicted model, not a curated record. Lineage: Eukaryota; Metazoa; Chordata; Mammalia; Eulipotyphla; Soricidae.
UUAAUGUCUUCUCACUCUAUCACAAACUCCAGCAAUUCUAAAUUUAAUCUGACUGGCUUUCCUGGCUUAGAAACUUACUAUGUGUGGCUCUCAAUUCCCUUCUCCUCUAUUUAUGCUAUCGUUUUCCUUGGAAACUGCAUGGUGCUCCAUGUGAUCCGCACUGAGUCAAGCCUGCACCAGCCCAUGUUCUACUUUCUGGCCAUGUUGGCACUCACUGACCUGUGCAUGGGGCUCUCCACCAUGUACACCGUGCUCGGGGUUCUGUGGGGAUUUGUUCACGAUAUCAGCCUGGAUUCCUGCAUUGCACAGUCCUACUUUAUUCAUGGUUUGUCCUUCAUGGAAUCGUCUGUUCUCCUUGCUAUGGCUUUUGACCGUUACAUUGCCAUUUGCAACCCUCUACGCUACUCUUCCAUCUUAACUAAUGACAAAAUCUUAAAAAUUGCAGUGGCAAUCAUUUGCAGGAGUUCUCUACUCAUACCUCCAGUCAUUAUUCGCUUGAGGUUUUUAAAUUAUUGCCGUCUCCACAAACUUUCUCACUCUUUCUGCCUGCACCAAGACUUAAUUAGAAUGGCUUGUUCAGACAUCCGCUUCAACUACAUCUUUGGUCUGGCCCUGGUGAUCUGCAACUUGUUGCUGGAUUCAGUGCUUAUACUCGUCUCCUAUAUCAUGAUAUUGCACGCAGUACUAGCUAUUGCUUCUCAGGAGGAGAGAAGUAAAUCCUUGCAGACCUGCGUGUCUCACAUCUGUGCAGUUUUGGUUUUCUACGUCCCGAUCAUUGGUUUGACCAUGGUUCAUCGCUUUGGGAAACAUCUCUCACCUCUGAUUCAUGUUCUCAUGGGCAACAUAUAUAUUCUUUUUCCACCUUUAAUGAAUCCUAUUAUUUAUAGCAUCAAGACGCAGCAAAUACGGAAGAGAAUCCAGGGACUAUUUCGCUUGAAAUGA